Messenger RNA from Helianthus annuus (common sunflower), 1388 nucleotides. RefSeq lists its product as uncharacterized. The transcript has 10 exons. Bases 156 to 1163 code for a protein of 335 amino acids. The record is from RefSeq and is a predicted model, not a curated record. Lineage: Eukaryota; Viridiplantae; Streptophyta; Magnoliopsida; Asterales; Asteraceae.
CUUGGUGUCGAAUCACAUUCAUACCUAAUAAAUCAUUCACCAAAAUACACACACAACCUGCUGCCAAAAUUACACACCAUUCAAACCUGUUCAUCAAAACCUAGGGUUUCCGAUCAUCUUCAUACAGCAGUUAGGGUUCCGAUCAUACUCACACGAUGUCAGAACACAGCACAGGUAGUACGGCCAGCGGUCCAGAUUUCAACCUACCAGAUGAAAUACUAUCGGUAAUCCCUACGGAUCCGUACGACCAGUUGGAUCUUGCUCGGAAGAUCACUUCAAUGGCGCUAGCAUCACGCGUGUCGAAACUGGAGUCGGAAGCAGGUAUGUUGCGGCAUAAGUUGAACGAACGAGAUCGUGUUGUUAUGGAGCUUGAAGAGAAAGUUUCGGAACUUCAACAAACGUGUCAUAAUGUUCAGUUGCGGUUGCAGCUUACGGUUGAAGAUAAUAGGAAACUUGUGGAGGAGAGAGAUGCGUUGGCUGUGACUGCUAAGAAAUUAGGGCGUGAUUUAGCUAAGCUGGAGGCCUUCAAGCGACAACUAAUGCAGUCAUUGAACGACAAUGAUUCAACUGCGACAGCAACUGUAGAUAGAGGCACCUAUGACCAGUCUGCUCCUAAAGCUUAUCCUGUUAAAGAAGAGGAGACAAAUGGCUAUAGAAGACACCAUUCUUACAGUGGCUCUAUUGAUAGUGGAAACAUACAUGAUGACGCCUCAAAGCUUACUGGUCAAAGGUUUUCUGUGACACCGUAUAUCAGCACACGUGUAACUCCAACUGCAACCCCCAAAACAGCCUCUGCAAGUGUGUCUCCUAGAAGGUAUUCUGCUUCUGGCACUACAUCCCCAACAAAAAUUCAAUAUGAAAGCCGUACAACAAUGUCUUCAUGGUACCCAUCAAGUCAACAAUCUUCAGCUGGAAACUCUCCUCCUCGUGGCCCCCCUAUACCAGGGCGCGCUACUAAGAUUGAUGGAAAAGAGGUCUUCCGUCAAGCAAGGAGUCGACUAUCUUAUGAGCAAUUUAGUGCGUUUUUAGCAAAUAUAAAGGAGUUAAAUUCUCAAAAGCAAUCCCGUGAGGAGACUUUGAGGAAGGCAGAAGAAAUAUUUGGGUCUGAUAACAAGGAUCUUUAUCUAUCAUUUCAAGCUCUACUAAAUCGCAACAAACAAUGAGGACAUCGUUGAUUGAGGUUAUAUUAUUUGAAUAAGCGAUUACCGAUUACGGGGUUUAUGGAUUAAACCAUGUAUUGGGAAGCUAAAAGCUGAUUAGGUUUAGUUUGACCUGAUUUUAUUCCUGUAUGAAGUGUAAAUUACUGAAUCAAUCACUAUGACCAAUGAACCAAUUUGUUGUUUCAAUUACUUAUUGCAAUGCUUAAGUUCAAAAGAGCAUUUUUGGUG